Molecule: messenger RNA, 708 nt
Organism: Blepharisma stoltei
Lineage: Eukaryota; Ciliophora; Heterotrichea; Heterotrichida; Blepharismidae
Source: the annotation of a GenBank genome assembly
AUGGGCGAAUUCUCACGCAAGGCAGAUAUAUCAUACCAACUUCUACGAUUAAUCAAUGCAGAUCUGAGGGAACUGGAAAGUAUUAGUGGCCCUAAAUCUUAUAAAGUUGAAAAAAGAGUCUACCAGAAACUUCAGGAGCUUAAUGUAAAAGUCCAGGAAUUAUAUGAUCUUUUAAAAAUCCAAGCUAAUUCACCAGGUGAACAAAAACGAAGAGAAGCCAUCGUAAGAGAAAUUGAAGAAUACCAUAGCUCAAACUCAAGGAAACUUAAAAACAUCCGUCAAAAAACCUCAGUUGAAAUGAUGCCUACAACAAAAAAUCCUAAAGAGUCAAAUUUAUCUCAAAAUGAUCUGCAGCAGCAACAGCAGCAAAUGAUGAGAGAGCAAGAUGAUAGAAUUGAUAUGAUUAUUGAAAACGUAGGCAAUAUCAAAAAAGCUAGCAGAGAUAUAGGUGAUGAAUUAGAUUUACAUGGAGUUUUAUUAUACCAUAAUAAACCUUAUUUUGCUUUUAAUCAAUAAUUUUUAUUAUCAAUUAAUUUAUCCUUGUACACUAUAAAUGAUGUCGAAAGAAAUAUUGACAAAAAUACACUAAAAAUGGGGAGGGUUCAAAAACGCAUGGUGACAUUAAUUGAGCAGUCUUCAGAUUGCUGCCUGAUCAUGACAAUUGUCGCUUUACUAUUUUUGUUCUUAUUUAUUAUUCUUUAUCUAUAA